Messenger RNA from Cavia porcellus (domestic guinea pig), 6382 nucleotides. RefSeq names its product zinc finger protein 426. Gene Ontology annotation, biological process: regulation of DNA-templated transcription. Bases 4266 to 5747 code for a protein of 493 amino acids. The transcript has 6 exons. NCBI's taxonomy places the organism in Eukaryota, Metazoa, Chordata, Mammalia, Rodentia, Caviidae. The record is from RefSeq and is a predicted model, not a curated record.
GUAAGUAUGAUCAUAAGCCUUGUGAUACUGGGCAUAGAAAUCUUUUCUUAAGUAUAAUACCAAAACCAAAUUGUAAACAAAGAAAAAAAUAAAGUCAUCUGGAUCUCAGAAAAAUUACAAUCUUUUAUACUUCAAAGUGAGCAUGAUGCUACCCAUUAGGAAUCCCAGGUAUUCAAAAGGCUGAGACAGGAGGGCUACAAGUGCAAGUCCAGCCUAGACAACAUAAAAAGAGCACAUCUUAAAAACAAAGAAGUUACAACCAUAAGAUAUCAUUUUACACUUCAAGCCUGGUUAAUACAGGAGUUUAUGAGUGUUGGUAAGGAUGUGAGGACAUCUGAACCCUCAGAUUUUUUUCUGUUGAGAAUGUUAAAUGACACAGUGUCUUUGUAACUAAGUCUGUAGUUACUUGAUGUUUUGAUUUUCUGAGACAGGGUCUCGCUAUGCAGUUCAGGUUAGACCUGAACUCACUAUGUAGCCUAAGCUGUCCUCAAACUCACGGUAAUCUUCCUGCUUCAGCCUCUGGAGUGCUGGGAUGACAGGUAUGUACUAACAUGCAUGGCUCCACAGUUACUUUCUGACUCAGGAACUGCAGACUCCUAGGCAUAUACUCAAGGUAAAUAAAAACUUGUAUGCACCAAUAAUAUGUGAAUUUUCAUUAGUAUGUUUGCAGUACAUAAUGAUCACAUUCAACAUGGGGGAUUUGUACACGCACAUAACACACAACUUAUUUUGUCCCUUUCCCCUCUUUUCCCAUUUACAUAAGCUCUAUUUCCAUUUUUUCUUUUGUGAUAACAGAUGAAUUUUAAUUCUAGUACCUGAAGUUAUACAAGGUUGGCAUUAUAAACUUCAUGGGACUGUUGUACACAUUCAAUAAAGUGACAACUGUGUGACACCACUUAGUAUCUCAUCAUCAGAAACACACUUUUGAAUUAUUUAAACACAAUUCACCAACUAAACCACCCACAAUUAUACUAAAUUGUCAAUCAAAAAUUCUACACAUAAUAUUUUACAGUCAAUAGCUAGUGGAGGAUACUGAAAGUGAUGUCAGAAUUUAAUCUUUGCUUUCUCCUGGAAAGGUUUCUUGAGUAAGGGAUGUAGCUAGCCAAAAGUGGAUAGCACAGGACCAGCCAGCAAGUCAAACUUCUACCAGUUUCCUCUUUUUUUCCUUUUAAAUCUUUUCCCUUCCUUUCCUCUCCCAAUAUGUAAUUACUCAUAUUUCAGAAACUAAGGCAGCCCAGAUGUCCACAUACUGAUAAAUGAAUAAAACAUGAUAUAAUCUGUAAAGUAAUACCAUUUAGUUAUAAAAAGAUGUGUUACAAACGCAAAUGAAUUCUCAAAAACAUGCUAAGUGAAAAAAAUCUAUUCACAAAAUACUAUCUGAUUUUAUUCAUGUGAAAUGUCCACAAAAGGUAAAUCUGUAGAGAUACAAAGCAGAUUUAUGAUUGCCUCAAUAUUAAGAAAAGAGGGGGCUGGGGAUUUAGCUCAGCGGCAUAAGCACCUGCCUUGCAAGCAGGCAGUCGUGAGUUCGAUCCCUGGUACCGAUAAAAAUGAAAAAGACCAAAAAAAAAAAAAAAAAGAUUAAGAAAAGAGGUUUGGAGGGUUCUGACAUUCACAGAGUUGUCCUGGGGUUAAAAAAAAAAAUGAUAGUUGCAUGACACUGAAUGUACUAAAAGUGGGUGAGCUGUGUUUUACGUGAACUGUAUCUCAAUAAAACCAACAUUGAAACAGCAGUGAAAAUCAUGGUGGUACUACAUGAUAGGGAACAGGUUAAUGUCUACCAAGCAUACAGAAUAGUCACUUAGAACAAUUAAGUAAUGCUAAAUAUUAAAGCUUACAUAAAACCACUGGGGAAAAAAAUACGAUAUCGGCAUAAGUAAGCAUUAUUGGUGCACAGUCUAGACACUGACUCAUAUACUGGAGUUUAUUGUUUAAUGAAUAUUUAAGUCAGUAAGGGACAAUUUGUCAAGAAAUGGUACAAUAACUGGCCAUUUUUUAAAAAUGUGAGCAUUUGUUUUAUUUUUUAACUUUGCAGUGUUGCUGACAAGACAGUGGUUCUCAUCUGCAAGACAGAUGCUCUGCCACCGAAUGACACCCUUAGCCCCAACUGACCAUUUCACAGAGAAAUGGCACUACCUUGAACCACAUGCAAAAACACAUUCCAGAAAGAUGGACAUUUUAAAUGUCUUAAAAAGAGUGAAUAUAUACAGUAGAGGAAAAUGAAAUUUGUUAUGCAAUCUAUAGUUUAUGGUAACUUUUAAACAUAAGGCAGGACAUCUAGAAAUUAUUUUUAAAAGAAAUUCUUUUGGCUCUAUAAAAGUAAAAUAUUUUGUAUAGCGGUCAGUGGUGGAAUAUUUGUCUUGCAUGUAUGAGGCCUUGUGUUGGAUCCCUCACUCUACAAAGCAAAGCAAAACAGAAGAAAACAAAGCUGAAAAUUGAACAGCAAAGUAGUUCUCAACUCCAUAAAAACAUUAUCACAGUGUUCAAGAAUCAAUCUUGACAUACUAUGUUGUUUAAUUCAGUGUUCAAAACAACUCCACAAAAGCUACUUAGUGGAAACUACAGCAAAAGUCAUUGCCACGGAGACUUUUUAGAAUCAUCCAUGCAUAUUACUGGUAUUUUACAACAGUGGGAGACCCUGGAACAUAAGCUGAGAAAUGAAAACAAAUGCAUUUUUGAGGAAAAAAGUAUAAAUUUACAGAAGUAUCCAGGGCCGGGGAAAUAGCUGAUUGGUGGAGCGCUUACCCAGCACACACAAGGCUCUGGCUCCAUCCUUAGCACCAGAAUGUGAGGAGGGACACGAGACAGACGCGUUAAAAACCUACAGGACUGAGCCGGGCAUGGUGGCUCAUGCCUGUAAUCCCAGCACUCAGAAGGCUGAGGCAGGAGGGUAGUUUGGAGUUCGAGACCAGCUUGGGCUACAAAGUGAGCUCAAGGCCAGCUGAACUGCAUAGCGAGACCCUGCCUCAAAUAAGAAACACAUACACACACACACACACCCUAAAGGACUGAGCUACAGCAUUAGAGCAAAAGGAAAUAAAGAUUUGAAAACUGGGCUGAUUCAGCAGAUUAAAAAAAUGAGACUAUUUCAUGGAUUGCUAUGUUUAUCACCUGGGAAGCCUCACUCUAACGGCUUCGGGAGAGGCGAGGAAUGGGAAAUUGGUAGGAAAGGUUCUGAGAUACUCAGAGGCUGAAAUAGGAUGCAUGCUUGAGUUCAGCAACUUUGCUAGACACCCCCCCCCAAAAAAAAAAAAAAACAGAGAAGGGAUGUAGCUCAGUACAAGCCUUGGAUACACUGGCAAUACCCAGCACUGCAAAUAAGUAAAUAAAAAUAAAAUAAAAUUUUAAAAAACCCCAAAACGGAACAUCCAGUGCCCCCACUUCCACUCUUGCCUAUUAGCUUCCACGAUCCAGGUAUCACGGAUGAGCGUGGCCCCACUUCAAGGCACGACCCCUAUGCCUAGCUCCCCGCUCAGCGUCCGCCUUGCACCCAAGCGAGAAAAACCGCAAUUCCGGUACUUGCGAGCCUCUGGAGCCUCCAGAUCCGGAGGUUAUGCGGAUCCGCCUGAGAGCGGAAGUGACGUCACACCCACCGAAGGCUUUUUUUGUGGCUGUGGUUCUGCACGAUCAAGUUCGUUUUCUCUUAGUAGUGAUUGGUUUUGUAGCAGAAAGUCCCCCUCCCCCAGCCUGUAUACUUAAGUUGCCCAGGUGAUAGUUCCUGUUCCAGUUCCAGCUGCUUGGGUUUCUCAGAAACGGUCACUGUGAUGCAUAGCUAGUCACUGUGAUGCACACGUUAAAAACCAAUCAAAGGCAGCCAAGUACUAAGCCUCUGUACUUCCACUUUGCAACCAACCCCAUAAAAUCCCUGAGCUUUCGGGGCCUGGCAUUUUGAGGGACAACUGAUGCCCCGUCAGAUUUAUUUGACGACUCUCCGAUAUUAAAUAAAUCUGCCUCCGAAUCCUGGGUGAUGUUUCAGUGUUUCUGCUUGACGUGGCAGUUCUAAGGCAGUUCUGGUGAGUCCGGGCGAGGUGGAGGAAUUAGGGGACUUAAAGCACCGGUUUGCGACCAGGCCGCGCCCCUUCCCCCCGCAGCAGGAUCUGAAAGGCAGUCCGGCCUUUAUUCCUACGGGUCCUGCCCGGAGCCAAUUCCCGCUGUGUCCAAAGCGCGCUUCCUGGGACUCUUCGAAACGGCCCUGGCAUCUUCAAAAGGCUCUGUAGUCUGUGAACUUUUUUCCCGUGGAAAGGAAUUCUCCCUCAGUCAAGUUUUCCAUGGACUCCAGCGUUGUAACCGUGGGCUUCUCGGACCUGGCGAUUCCUUGCGUCCGGUCUUUUCAGAUGGACUCAAUGUACCUUCAUGAAGAAAAGACAGAGUCCAAAAAGAAGAUGACUGCAUGUCUUUCAGAUUGGUAUCAGGAGCCAGUGAGCUUUGAGGAUGUGGCUGUGGACAUCACCCUGGAGGAGUGGACUUUGCUGGACCUGACUCAGAGGAAGCUGUACAGUGACGUGAUGCUGGAGAACUAUCAGAGCCUGGCCUCUGUGGGAUGUGAGCUCCUCAAACCCAGCCUCAUCUCCUGGUUGGAGCAGGAAGAGUUAAGGACGGGGCAGGGAAGAGGUCUCCAGGAAUGGAAUGUGGGACUUACAACCAAAGAGUCAGCAUCUCAGCAGGAUUGUAUGAGAGGACAAACCUCCGGGCAGUUAUCCAUGGCAGGAAGCCACAGUGGAGCAGAGCUCUGUGAUUGUAAACCUUGUAGAGACUUCAUCAGUGGACAUGUGUGCCUGAAGUCACAUAUGGGAACUCAGAAUACAGGGAGCACUUCUGAGUGUGAUCAGUAUGGAGCAGACAUCCUUCCUCUGCAGAAGGAAAUCUCUACUGGAGAGAAAUUUUCUAUGUCAAAUCAGUGUGAACCAACAUUUAACCAACCUCAAACUGUCCCUUACCCAAGAAAGUGCACUCAGGACAAACCCUUUGAAGGCACUGACCAUAGGGAAGCAUUUGUUGAUCACUCAGACUUUCAGGCUGACCCCAGAAUACACAGUGGAAACAAACUCCAUGAACUGAAGAAAUGUGGGAUAGAUUUUCUUCACUCCAACAGCCUUGAUGUGCUGAUGCAAACUCACAAUGCAGAAAAACCCUACAAGGGUAAGGAAUGUGGGAAAGGCUUCACAUAUUCUGCCUUCCUUAAUAGUCACAUGGGCACCCACAGUGGAGCCAACCCCUACCAAGGUAAGGAAUGCAGGACUGUCUUUACAACAUCUUCUCAGUUAACUGAACAUGUGAAAAAUCACGCUGUGGAGAAGCCCUUUGAGUGUAAGGUGUGUGGGAAAUUCUUUAGAACCUCUUUGUGCCUUCGUGAUCAUGUUCGAAUUCACACUGGGAUAAAACCCUUCAAAUGUAAGUAUUGUGGAAAAGCCUUCAUUCAGAACUCAAACCUUACCAAGCACAUUCGCAUCCACACUGGAGAGAGGCCCUAUGUGUGUAAAGCGUGUGGGAAAGCCUUUGUCAGAUCCUCCCGCCUUAAUGAACACAUGAGAACUCACACUGGGGAGAAGCCAUUUGAAUGUGCGAAAUGUGGGAAAGCAUUUGCUAUUUCCUCCAAUCUCAGUAAACAUCUGAGGAUUCACACUGGAGAGAAGCCCUUUGAGUGUAAGGAAUGUGGGAAAGCAUUUACGCACUCCUCCAGUCUGAAUUAUCACAUUCGGACUCAUAUUGCCAAAAAACCAUACAUGUCUGUUAUGUGGGAAAGCCUGUAAGUUUCCCAUAUGUAUUAUCCUUCACAUGUGAAUUCACACUGAAGAAAACUCCUAUGGGUGUAAACUGUGUGGGAAAUCCUUUGGCUACUCCAAUUCAUUGCAGUUACAUAAAAGAGCUCACACUGGAGAGAAACCCUAUGAAGGUAAGGAGUGUGGGAAAGCCCUUAGUUGUCUAAAUUCCUUUCCCAAUGAGGAACAGAGGUGUACUGAAGAGAAACUAUCAUAGUAAGAGAUGUGAGAAAGCUUAAAGGUGACCUAUUUAAUUUGAAGUCUCAAAUGAACUCUAGUAAGAAAUCUACAAAUGUAAGAUGUUUAGGAACAUCUUUACUACUGUCUCAGGUGUUAACAAAUAUGUAAGAAUUCAUAAAGGAGAUUCUGUGUUGGUGAUAUGAAAAAAAUUUUGCUGUACUGUAAAGACAUCAGAAAUCAUGCUGGAUAGAGGCUGUAUGAAUGUGGAGAAUCUGGGAAAUUACAGAACCCGCAAAAUGCAUACAUAAACUCACACUGAAGAGAAAAUUUAUGAUUUAAAUAGUAUGGUUCCUCCUCCAGUUCAUAUUUGGAAGCCCAAACCUCUGUUUCUUCACAGUGUAAGAUUAAACUUCAAACAUGUCAUUAAAAUGAAGCUGAAAAAUCAA